UGUAGCAGUCUGGAGUGAGGUGAGCGGAAAAUUUGUGGUGCCUUAGGCAAAAGCUGUAUGGAUGCACCCACAGAACGAAGAGCCUUGACUGUGACUCCCAUAUUACUCGAAGUGAUCUGGCUUGACCAGUCCUUGGUCGCAUAGCAAGGGGAGGGGCGGAUCAGCGGAAAACCUGCCUCUGCAAUGGCGCCGAAGGGUAAGAAAGGAGCUACGAAAUCUAACAAGGCUGAAGAGGAACAUGACGAGCCACUACAAGCGGUCGUGCUCGCGGACUCAUUUGAGCAGCGUUUCGAACCGUUCACGAUCGAGAAGCCACGAUGUUUGCUCACGUUGGCCAACACGCCACUGAUCGAAUAUACCCUUGAAUUUCUGGCUGGUUCAGGCGUGGAAGAGGUCUAUCUCUACAGCAGUAACCAUACCGACCAGGUCGAAGACUACCUCAACCAUUCACGCUGGACCCAGGAGACCUCGCCAUUCUCUCUGGAGAUCAUACGUUCAACUUCUACUUCCAUAGGCGACUGUAUGCGGGAUUUGGACCAGAAACAGCUCAUCAAAGGCGACUUCAUCUGCGUUUACGGUGACGUCGUCGCCAAUAUCUCGCUCGAAGGCGCACUGGCUAUGCACAAGGCUCGACGAGAGAAGAAUAAGAACGCCAUUAUGACCAUGGUACUUCGCGAGGCGGGUGACUAUCACCGAACCAAAAGUCAGCAUAUGCGCCGCUGCUUCGUCAUCGACGCCGAGACGCAGCGGUGCGUACACUAUGAGCAGGUUCGGCCUCGAGAUUCGCCCCGCCUCAACAUACCUGAGGAGGUGCUCAAGGAUCAUGUCGAGAUCGACGUUCGUGAGGACCUCAUCGACUGCGGCAUCGAUAUCUGUACGCCGGAUGUGCUGGCACAGUGGAGUGACAGCUUCGACUGGAAGAUGCCACGGCGCGACUUCCUGCACGGCGUACUACAGGAUUAUGAGACAUUCCAACGUACAAUCCAUGCCCAUGUCGUAUCCGAAGGGUAUGCGGCGAGGGUCAACAAUCUACGGGCGUAUGACGCAGUGAGUCGAGAUGCAGUAAGCAGGUGGACUUAUCCGCUUGUUCCCGAUUGCAACCUGCUUUCCGAUCAAACGUAUCAUAUGUCUAAAGGCGUCGUGUACAAAGAGGAAAGCGUAAUGCUUGCUAGAUCUAGCUUAGUCGGGAAGAAGACUGUACUCGGUAAGGCGACAUCACUCGGCGAAGGCACUGUGGUCAACAACAGUAUUAUUGGCAGACGAUGUGUGAUUGGCAAGCGAGUCCAAAUGGAUGGCGCUUACGUUUGGGAUGAUGCCCGCAUCGGCGACGACAGUGUGAUAAAUGGCGCAAUCAUUGCUGACGGAGUUUCCGUUGGCAAGAAGUGUCACGUCAAACGAGGCGCGCUGUUGUCAUAUGGUGUCAGCGUUGCAGACGGCACAACCAUUAGCGAGAACACGAGGGUUACAAGACGUAAGCGCAAGCGCGGCUACGAUAGUGAUGAUGUUGUGCACGGCGUCACGGACCCCAAGGUAGUAGGAAAGGGCGGUGAAGGCUUCGAGCUGGAAUUGGAUAUGGAGGAAGAGGACGUGUUGGAAGCGCUCAUGGCCGGCAUUCAGCACACUGAUCUCACCGAAGACGGCGAUUACUCAGAUUUUCAGUAUGAGGAUGAAGAAGACAUGGCACAGGAGCACGCUCAUGACAUGACCUCUCGAUCUGGUAGCUUCGGCUCGGUUGGCUCUGAAGAAAGCGGCGAAACGAGACGUAACGCGGCGGACUUCCAUCACGAGGCCUCAAAUAGCAUUUUCGACUCAUUACAGAAAGGGCACGACCCCGACAACAUCCAGCUCGAGCUUAAGGCGCUGCGGAUGUCCAGCAACGCCGGUGACAGCCAGGUUCGGCGUGCGGUGGCAGUAGCGUUCAGCAAGCGCAUAGCGAACCUCGUCGAGGCUGGUAAGUCACCUAAAGAUGCUGUGGCGGAGGCGAUUAGUCCGAAUCAGAGAUUGGUUCGCGCGUGCGUGAAGGCGGUGGAAGAGCAGGCGGAGUUCAUGUUGUUCCUGCAGACGGACUUGGUGCACCGGCCGCAAGGCAGUAAGACACUCUUGUUCGCGAGCAAUACUUUGGCGACGCAGGAUCUUGUCGAGGCUGAAGGAUUCGAGCAAUGGUGGGAAGAUGAACGAAGUAGUGCGAGUGAAGAUCUAAGAGCAGUAAGGGCGGAAACGAAGCAGCUGGUGGAUGUCCUUGUUGGUGAUGAUGACGAGGAGGACGAGGACGAUGAUGACGACGAAGAUUGAAGGGUCCACGCUAUACAAUGUAGUGACAGUGCUGGACACAGCACGGAGCCAGAGGCUAGGUACUCCGGGGAUCCGCACAGUCGUCCCUUCCGCAUUCGAAGAGCUUUCUCGCAUCCACACAAGAACAUUGGCAAGGAUACAGUGGUCAGGUGUAAAGAGGCUGUGAUGCUAGCGGAAACCGUCUGAGUUGAUACGAUCCUGUGCGCCAUCUUGCGGCUUCAACAUAGUCGCCUCGAUAUUAAACCUCCUCGGCCUGUCGUCGAUUUGUCCGUUCAUACACGGCUGCUGUAGCCGAAUACUUCGUUCCACAGCUCGCGCCAUCCAGUGGAGCCUUGCGCUUCGUCGCCGUAGCACAGCUUCGUCAACUCAUCGUAAGCCUUUCGCAGCU
Messenger RNA from Baudoinia panamericana UAMH 10762, 2680 nucleotides. RefSeq lists its product as uncharacterized. The transcript has 2 exons. Gene Ontology annotation, cellular component: eukaryotic translation initiation factor 2B complex. The record is from RefSeq and is a predicted model, not a curated record. Bases 184 to 2292 code for a protein of 702 amino acids. Gene Ontology annotation, molecular function: guanyl-nucleotide exchange factor activity; translation initiation factor activity; translation initiation factor binding. NCBI's taxonomy places the organism in Eukaryota, Fungi, Ascomycota, Dothideomycetes, Mycosphaerellales, Teratosphaeriaceae.